AUGGCUGGAAGAAAGUCAUCAAGAACAACAGGCGAGCCGGUAAAGAAAGCCGAAAGAAAGUCAGCAAUUUUAUCGCCACAUGAUGAGUUGCGUGAACGUCUUCUGGAGACUUCGUUAGAUGUAAAGGAGAACAUUCCGGAACGUUCAUCGAGCACCCGGAACGAAAGUGUCGGAAGUCAGCGUUCGGACUGCUCGGAGUCAAGAAAACGACGUAGUACAGAGAAAGGACCAGUUGCGAAACGUCCUUCCACGGAAAAGAAAGGAAAUGGAAGCCGCGACGAUUCAUUCAGCAGUGUAUUUUCAGAGGAUCGUGAGACUGAAUCAUCUGUCGGAUCUACAUCAUCACGAACACGGGGCCAACCGCUUCCAGCAAUGCCAGAAGAGGAGGAAUCACUCGAUGGAUCUUCUGAUCAUAAUGCAGAAUCAGAAGAAAGUCGUGAGACCCCACAAUCAGAUGAGCACGACGGUUUUGAAGAAGAUGGCGAUGUCGAAGACGACGUCAGUAGUGAUGUCAAUGACGAGGAAGAUGAAUAUGAUGAAUAUGAAGAAGACGAAGAGACGGAAGAUGAAUUUGAUCUGCCAUUGCAAAAUGAUGACUUCGCUGUUACAAAGCGUCUGAUGAACGAUCGGCAUAUGAUAGAUGCUCCUAGUCUUCUCAGCUAUGGCAAAUGCGAAGGGAUAGGGUCACCUACCAAGGUGUGGUCACUGAUGGUUAAACGGGACGAUAUUCCGAGAGCUACAAGACAAUUGCUCCGAAAUCAUCCGGAUAUGACUAUUAAUAUGCGUCGGGUGCUUGUCGAUUGGAUGAUGGAGUGUUGUGAUGUCGAAAAACUUCAUCGGGAGACGUUCCAUUUGGCUGUGGAUUAUGCCGAUCGAUUUUUGGAAUCAACUAGAGAAGAAGUCAUUUCGGAGAAUUUUCAGUUAGUUGGGACAGCUGCGUUAUUCAUUGCUGCUAAAUACGAGGAGAUUUAUCCACCAAAAUGUGCCGAUCUUGCUGCAUUGACCGACGGAGCUUUUUCAUGCGAUGAUAUUUGUCGUAUGGAGAGUAUAGUUGCAAAAGAUCUCAAGUGGAGUUUCGGACCCAUUACAAGUGUUCAGUGGCUAUCAACGUAUCUACAAUUACUGGGAACUGGAAAAAAAAACAAUGAUCAUUUCGAAGAAGGCAAUAUGUAUAUUCCUGAGCUUCUUCGAUCCGAAUAUCUUCGAAUGGUUCGGAUCCUUGACUAUCUUCUCUCUGACAUUGACUCAUUCAAUUUCUCCUACCGUACCAUAGCUGCUGCUGUUCUUUUCGUCAAUUAUGAUCCUAGAUCUGCAGUUGAAAAGGCCACUGGGUUUAUCUAUGAGCAGUUGCGAAAUGUUAUUGACUAUGUGACACCAAUUUGUCGUGCUUACGAUAGAUUCACCCAAGAGCAUGUUCCAAAAGACAUUAUUCCUGACUAUGCGCCGGCGGAGGAUGCUCACAAUAUACAGGUUCACAUCAAACAUUAUGAGGUUGAUCCUUAUGUCGAGAAAGAACGAGAGCGACGCCACCGAAGAGGUCCGAAUCGUCGACUGUAA
Messenger RNA from Caenorhabditis briggsae, 1557 nucleotides. It is a transcript of the gene Cbr-cye-1, whose product is annotated as Protein CBR-CYE-1. Gene Ontology annotation, molecular function: cyclin-dependent protein serine/threonine kinase regulator activity. Gene Ontology annotation, cellular component: cyclin E1-CDK2 complex; cytoplasm; centrosome. Bases 1 to 1557 code for a protein of 518 amino acids. NCBI's taxonomy places the organism in Eukaryota, Metazoa, Nematoda, Chromadorea, Rhabditida, Rhabditidae. Gene Ontology annotation, biological process: G1/S transition of mitotic cell cycle; regulation of cyclin-dependent protein serine/threonine kinase activity. The transcript has 7 exons. The record is from RefSeq and is a predicted model, not a curated record.